AAAUAGUCGUAUCUUUCGAAUGUUUCGGGGCGUAUUGGAAAGUGAAAUUCACAUUGCAGAUUCAGAUUCAAGAUGCCUCCUUCAAUCAACUUAUCUGGAAACCUAGGACAACGACAUCGGACCUUCAACACUUUGGUCCAUGAUGCUUAUCUCCAAAACACACCUGUCCCAGACCAGAAUCUUCCUGAAGAAUCUGCCUUAGACAGACUCUUCAAAGUAGACCUGGCUUCAAAGAAAAAGAACAUAGACUACAUAAUUGGCACCCUCAAAGAUGAUGAUAUGCUGUAUGUGAGCAGAGCUUUAAAAAGCCUAUGGCUUCUAGACACAGAACAUUCGAAAAUAAUCAAUCCAAGUUUCCUAGAACAUGAACUCUUCCCCCAGAUGACAUUACCAGCUGUGAAUAAAAUGAGACACUGGAUCCAGAUUCAUUUAAAAGAUCCACAAAGAUGUAAAGAGUUUUAUCAGUUUUACAAAGAUGGGAACUUUGAUAUAGCUGCUAAAUUUCUCUGGCAUUGUUCCAACGAAUAUAUCUUGGCUGAAUUCAGUGACAUAUUGGAUAAAGUCACGCCGAAGCUUUUGAAACGGCUUAGCGAAAAGACUCCUCAAAUCUCGAAGAUUUAUUACGAUAAUUUAAAGGACGAUCAAAAACUUUUAAAAUAUUAUCUAGAGAACGAUUCCAAGUUUUUCGAUAAUGUAAAAUAUCUUCUGAAAUCGGAUGCUGAUGUAUUAUUCUAUAUAAUAGAAAACUUCUUCGUUCGUCAGAAAUUCAGUGCCAUGAACGUCGUGACUUCAAAGUAUAUAAUGAAACACCACAAAAACAGAUUUCUGUGCAAGCCAGAGUUAUACACUGUAUGGUUUCUCGAUAUGAAAACAGUAGCAAAAUAUUUAAAUUCAGAAGAAAUCAAGGAUCUGGUGUUAAAACUAGCAAGAGCAGAGUAUCUAAAGUCUUGGUUUACGUACAAAAACGUGGAGCCCCUUAUAAAACGCUUAAGUGAAGAAGAAAGAACAGCCUUCAAGAAAUUAGUAUUUGUUGAUAAAGCAUUUGGAGCCACUGUAAAAGAAUGGCCAUAUCCGAUACCCACUCCGCCAGAGUUAGAAACACCUCAGACAAGCCUAUUCGAUGAUGCGGAAAUAAGACAGUUUGACCCAUAUCACGACGAAGAUUGUUUCAUGAGGAUGCAGUCGUGUGAUAUGUUUUUUAGAUCAGCAUUGCAAAAACGGAAAUAUUGUAAGUGGAAAUGCAAGGAAACGCUUCUAGACAAGCUGUUUGACAAAUAUCGUUUCUCCAAUUAUAAACAAACUUAUAACGAACUCAUAAGACAAUUGAGAGCUGAGAGCUCUCCACAGAACCGUCAGUUCAUGCUGCUUGUUCUCGUGAGUAAGACUGGCGGACGGACUGAAGAUCUCGUGUCUUUGUUAGAUCUUCUAGCUCAGUACAAGAACGAGCCCGUCCAUAUCCGAGUUGCUAUAAUCAGGAGCUUGGUGAAGCGAGCGUUUGUGUGGCGUCUGCCGAGCGAGCAUUGGGCGAGGCUCUUGGAAUGGGGACACGGACUGGGUUUGGAUGGAAGUGCCCAUGAAGCGGAGUGCCGCGAGGGACUACAUGCAGUUGUUAUACGAGACUUGCUCGCUAACGUUAAGCCAAGUCAGGCAGUUUGGGAAAAGUUUUUGAGUGAUUUCGAGACUCUACAAGAAUAUUCUUUAACUGUUGAAGAGCGUAGUCGUGUUAGGGCUCGUCUGCCGGAGUUGCUUCUAGAAGACGCUCAGUCUGAGCCAGAAAAACCCAAAUUGAAGCAAUUGCAGUAUUUGUUGAAUACUCUUAGUGCAUACCGCAUGCCGUAUGACUAUUUCCCCGGCACAAUCGAUGCGAUAGCGUCAGCAGUCAAGUGUUAUUGGAAUUCUGAUGAUGAAUUGCGAAGAGAUACUGAAUGGUUGCUCAGUCAAUUUUAUGACGCUAGAGCGGGGAGAAAAAUUCUUAUAAAAGAAUUAUUUGAAAUGUAUCAGACAGAUGACUCUUAUGUAAAUGCACUGCGACAUGAUGUAUCUAUUCUCGAAAAUACUGAAAAGUUAGAAAAAAUUAUCGACUCAAAAAAUUUGCAACAUGGUAGGUUUUUUCAGAAAUUAGCGCUUUUCUUCAUGGAGAAAGACGGAUUGGGAGAACGGUAUCGCGCCUUGCUAGAAGAUCGAGCAACUUCUGAGGCCAAGAAAACAGUAGAAAAGGCCAAGACUUCCUUUUCGGAUGGAGUUGGAACUAAACCAGGACGUCAUAUGUUAGCUAAGCCCCUGGCACUGCUUUCAGGGUCAAAGUUUCCGUCCCUUCUCAAAACAUUUGAUGCAGCGCCGUCCAAAUCAGCUAAGCGACAGCUGGCUGCUGCGUUAAGAGCUAAUGCCCAUCUUGUUAGACCAGCUUUUGACUUGAAAUCUAUCGGAUGGCGUAAAGCAGGAGCUAAGGCUGUGGCCAACACCGUAGCUAUAUGCAGACAAAACGAUGUGGAAAAGUAUCUUACUGAGACUUUGUCCUGGACACGUACAUUCAGACUAGGACUGGUACUAGCGAGACGUGUCAAUAAAGAACGAGAGGUGUUCAAAAUUUAUUCUUCUGGAAGGCCUAAUAAAGCGCUCCAAUCGGCAUUAAGAUACUUCCAUUAUAAGGGAGAUAAUUCGGACCUGAGUGUUUGGGAGAUGGUGAAGUCUCGCAUUUCUGAAGCAGAUCCUCGACAAUUGCGUUCAUACUUGAAACUGACGGAAUCAGUACCUGAAGCUAUUAAGGCUGAAUAUUGCUUCCUUGUCUACUUAGCAUUUAAAAAGCGUGAACCUGAUAUGGAGCGGAAUGCUUUUUUGAAAAUCCCUGCCGUUUUACCAGAGUUAAAUGAGAAAUAUAUUUUUGACGCUAACGAUGCUUUACUCGAUGAGUAUUUUCCACUGAACGAAUUUGAUGAUAAUAAAGUGGAAUGCGCUUUUGUGUAUACACAGAUAAUUGCUAAAUUUCUGGUUCUUAGUACUACUGAAGAUAUGUUGGAGGAAAGAUUUAGUAAACUUGGAUGGCCAUUACGCAAUCAACUUGAACCGUUAUGGAAAAAAUCUUCCAGUAAUGAGUCUGUUCAACAAUAUUAUCUUGAUUAUUUUCUGUUUUUCUUAAGAUACAACAAAGCUUAUUUCAAUCCUAAAUACGUUUCGUGUCUGCCUGUGUUGGAGAAAAUUAAUGAAUGGAUGCACGGUUUUCUGCCUAUAGAGAAGUGGUUUGAGAAAUACGUAUCCGUGCAUUUAACUAUGCUCUAUUUUAAAACCGUCAGACACUGCAUUAAUGAACACCCAGAGUUAUUUGAAGAAUCAAGAAAAUUAGAGGGCGCAUGUAUGCUGGGAACAAUUUUCGGCAAAUUUAUAGCAAACGAGAUAGAAGAGUUAAAUAAAAAAUAUUUUCCUACUAUAACGGAAGUGUAUGCUGAAGAUCUUGUGGAAUAUUUUAAUAAGUAUUUUAAUCGUACAUUUGAUGAAAGCGUUGAGAAAUUCACAAUAGCUGUCUUAAAUGGACUGAUGUCGAAUAAAUCGGUAGCUUCAUGCUUUCUUGCAAAAUAUGCUUUACAGCAAUUUCGGGAUCGAUUGAAAAGUGAUAAUGUGAACGACAUUUUAAACAAAUUUAAGGAGAGUGAGGUCAAAGAAUUGCGUUUUGAGCAUGAUAUUGAAUGA
Messenger RNA from Cydia amplana, 3684 nucleotides. RefSeq lists its product as uncharacterized. The coding region runs from base 73 to 3684 and encodes 1203 amino acids. Lineage: Eukaryota; Metazoa; Arthropoda; Insecta; Lepidoptera; Tortricidae. The record is from RefSeq and is a predicted model, not a curated record. The transcript has 3 exons.